Molecule: messenger RNA, 318 nt
Organism: Mollisia scopiformis
Lineage: Eukaryota; Fungi; Ascomycota; Leotiomycetes; Helotiales; Mollisiaceae
Exons: 3
Coding region: 1-318 (105 amino acids)
Source: RefSeq, a predicted model, not a curated record
AUGAAGGCCUUCCUAGCGCUUUCAAUUUACGUUCUUGGCAGCUCCCUAUUGCCUGCUGUCACAGCAGCCCCAACGUCAAGAGUUGUACGAGCGCCGACUUCUCCCGCACGAUCUGGAUUAGUCCAGCGACAGCAGCCUUAUAUCGAAGGUCAGCAACUUUCUCAGGAAUGUCAGACAGGAAGCGGCAACGCUCUCGGAAACUGCACGUUUUACGACGAUUAUAACGAUGCUGAGACUACCCAAUGCCAAACUGCAUGCAGCGUUAACAACGGCUUGUGUUACUACAUUAUUGCAAAUGGCGUGACAACAUGCUACUAA